AUGCCCGCCGAUUUCGAUAAACAGAGCUACUGGGGCGAACGGUUCGCCUCCGAGACCAACUUUGAGUGGCUCACACCGUCCGUGACCCUGAUGUCGAUCGCGGAUCCCUACCUCGCCAAUCUGAACAAUUCGGCGCGCAUCCUGCAGCUGGGAUUCGGAACGAGCGACCUGCAGAACCAUAUCCGGCAACGAGGCUUCACAAAUAUCACCAAUGUCGAUUUCGAGCCGCUGGCGGUCGAACGCGGCCGGGUGCUGGAAAAGCAAGUAUUCGGUGAUGUCAAGAUGCGCUACAUCGUAGCGGACGUGACUCAACUCCACCUGGCUGACAAGUUUGACCUGAUUAUCGACAAGAGUACGGUGGAUGCGGUAUCUUGCGGCGGCGUGCAAGCAUUUUUGAGAAUGGCCGACGGCGUGAGGCGGCAUCUGACCGACGAUGGCUUUUGGAUUUCGCUGAGUUAUUCGUUCUGUCGGUUCGACGUCGAGAACCUACCAUUCGAAGUUGAGGUGAUUGCAAAGAUCCCAACGCCUAAGCUGAAGCCCCAUGACCCGGAUGUUUACCACUGGUGCUACCUGUUAAGGCCGAGGGGAUGGCAAUAA
This is a messenger RNA of Colletotrichum graminicola M1.001, 597 nucleotides long. RefSeq lists its product as uncharacterized. Bases 1 to 597 code for a protein of 198 amino acids. The transcript has a single exon. The record is from RefSeq and is a predicted model, not a curated record. NCBI's taxonomy places the organism in Eukaryota, Fungi, Ascomycota, Sordariomycetes, Glomerellales, Glomerellaceae.